Messenger RNA from Magallana angulata, 2528 nucleotides. Its product is annotated as voltage-gated hydrogen channel 1-like. NCBI's taxonomy places the organism in Eukaryota, Metazoa, Mollusca, Bivalvia, Ostreida, Ostreidae. Gene Ontology annotation, molecular function: voltage-gated proton channel activity. The transcript is spliced from 3 exons. Gene Ontology annotation, cellular component: plasma membrane. The record is from RefSeq and is a predicted model, not a curated record. The coding region runs from base 95 to 2080 and encodes 661 amino acids. Gene Ontology annotation, biological process: proton transmembrane transport.
UAUUAUAUUACGUACUUACACUACUAUAGAAAAUCGUAACACACACCACAGAUUCUCAUUUCAUUCUGAAUCUGUUCACUCUUCACAACUCACAAUGAUAUUUCUGGGGAUUUGGAUUGCUCUUUUGGGUGUGACAUUCGGUGGAGCGGAGCAGCUUACUGGACAACUUCACUUACAAAAUACGCAGAUAAGAUUUAAAAGUCGUUCAAACUUUGAUAAUCACUUGAGAGGGAACACCGAUAAAAAGUUGUCAUCCACUUCAUCACCGCCAUCCGACAAAAGUUUAUCGCACGGGACCCCGACCUCGCCCAUCCAAUCAUCGAAUCAUUCGUCGCUAUCAACAUCCAAAGCACCUAUCACCAGAUCGUCAUCGUUUUUAUUACUAAAGUCUUCCUCGUCAGUUCAUACAUCAUCAACAACAUUAGUCUCUUCGUUACCAGCCUCUAUGACAUCAUCGUCCUCACCCCUUUCUUCCUUGACAUCAUCGACUACCAUAUCAACGACAGCCAUGUCAACUAAAUCAACACCUUUAAUGUCAACUCCGGGCAGCUCUAUUUCGUCAAAAACGUCGUCGCCUCUCUUUUCCACAGCUAGCAGUAAAACUGAUUCUGUCACAAAGACAAGCACGAUGUUGUUAAAGUCAAACACUGCGAUAACCAUGUCUCAUCCACAAACCGAAAUGACAAGCCCCGGGAAUACACAUUCUGCACUUACGCCUUUGACAACUGCCAUUGGAAAAACGACGCCGAACGGUAAAACAAACCCUAGUAUUCUUACAAGUUCAGUUCCACCGUCAAGGCAAACUACAGCACCAAACAAGAUUACAACACCAAAGCAGACGCCAUUACCGAAGCAGACGACAACAUCAAAGCAGACGCCACUACAGAAGCAGACGGCAUCUUCAAAGCAGACAAAAAUCCCACUGUCAAGUGUAACAUCCGUUUAUGUAAAACCCACUACUGAUAAACCAAUUCAGACAUCAUCGACAGUGAUAACAACAAUGACACCGACCACGAAGACAACAACAUCUAAAACUGAGAACCCUGAAACUACGUCUCUAAAACCUAGACUAACAAGCAAACAGGCAUAUUCAACAUCAGCAACUGUACAAAUUACAACUUCAACGCAGCAGCCGCCUAAAACAACAACAACCAAACACACACAGCCCACAAAAUUUACGACUCAGAAACAAGUGGUGACAACGAAAACUACAACAAAACCUACGGUAACGCCAAACCAGGAGUCCAAAACAUCGACAACAAAACAUACUCCGCCAGUGAAAUCUAGCCGUACAUUGUUUACGUUACUAUCUACAACAGCAUCAGCUAAACAGACAUCCUCAACGUUAAAUAUUCGAACUACCAAGAUGGAAUCAAUGCCAGCAAAGCAGACUGAAAAAUCAUCAACCACUCAAUCUACUUCAACAAUGGAACCCACAGUUUUGACAACACGAACUACAUUGCCUCCGUCAUUGACCACGGGUUUGUCUUCAACAUCUGAAUCUGCAACAACAAGGUUAACUCUUUUAACCGAGUCGACAACCGUUUCUACAGGUAGAUCAUCUACAUCAGCAAGCACCCAAACGUCUUCCUCGACUGUUACGUCAAAACUGGGGCCACAAACCUUCUCCAAUGGAUCCAAAGAGCCAUUGAUAACCAGUACCACUAGCAAAGAAACAUCACAACAAACUGGUAGUUCCACGGUAAAUCACAUGCAAUCGUCUUCACACGAUUUGACAAGCCAGGAACAUACCGUUACUGUACCAGACACACACAGCCUGCCGACAACCCAAAGUACGCUUACUAACCAAUCACAGCAAAGCUCGUCCCUAAGUAAACGUUCCAUUGGCGCCAUUGCCGCCGCGUGUUCGAUCGUUGCAUGCGUGGCCAUUAUCGCUGUCGUUUACUUCUACGUCAAUAGGCGGUAUAGAAAGGGAGGGAAAUCCUGGGAAGUCGUGGAUGAGCAUUCCCGCAUUGAAACCACUGACAUGAGUGCCAAGAUGGACAUCGUCUUACAAGACUUUGAUCAAAGGGAUAAGAAGUCAGGGGGAGAAACUUUUAGACCCGUCAACCAUAUAUAAUACCUAGUAAUGAUCGCACGGCGAAAUAACACUUGACUAACAACCGAUCUAAUUCCCCGGUCAUUGGUGUUUUAGAAUGUUCUAUUUCUUACACUGUAUCCUUGUAUACAUUCACUGAUUAGUGUACGUACAUAAGUAAGACGUUCUUUUAACGUCUUGUACUAAGAUAAAUAUUGGUGAUUAGAAAAUUAAUGUCGAAAAAAAAAUUCAAUGAAAUAUUUAUUCUUAUUUGUUUUGAUUAGUAAUUAUAGUAAUAUUCUGAAUUAUUAAUUAAUGAUGAUAACGUUGAAAAUUCAGAAUGCACACUGGCAAUAUACAGUUUAAUAGAUUUGCUUUGUAUGAAUUUUAAGGAGUUGAACUCUUAUAUCCAAAGGCUAAAACGGCUGGUCCGGAAAGCAUUUCAUGCAAUGUUCAUUACAUCAUACUAAAAUAAAUGAUUUCAUCUUCA